GACCGUCUAGCCGGCGCUCAAGCGGCGGCGUGCGAGGCGGCGGCGGCAUGGCGGGCCGGCGGGUGAAUGUGAAUGUGGGCGUGCUGGGCCACAUAGACAGCGGCAAGACAGCGCUGGCGCGCGCGCUGAGCACCACAGCCUCCACCGCCGCCUUCGACAAGCAGCCGCAGAGCCGCGAGCGUGGCAUAACGCUCGACCUGGGCUUCUCCUGUUUCGUCGUGCCGUUGCCGGGAGCUGAACCCGGGACCGACGACACGCAGCUGCAGGUCACACUGGUCGACUGCCCCGGGCACGCCUCCCUCAUCCGGACCAUCAUAGGCGGUGCCCAGAUCAUUGAUCUGAUGAUGCUCGUGAUUGAUGUGACCAAGGGAAUGCAGACACAGUCCGCAGAGUGCCUUGUGAUUGGCCAGAUUGCCUGCCAGAAGCUGGUUGUGGUGCUGAACAAGAUAGACCUGUUAGCAGAAGGGAAGAGGCAGGCAGCAAUUGACAAAAUGACCAAGAAAAUGCAGAAGACUCUUGAGAACACCAAAUUCCGGAGUGCACCUGUUAUUCCUGUGGCAGCCAAGCCUGGAGGACCAGAGGCCCCUGAGACAGAAGCCCCACAGGGCAUCUCAGAACUCAUUGAGCUCCUGAAGUCCCAGAUAUCCAUCCCAGCAAGAGACCCCUCAGGACCGUUCCUUAUGUCUGUGGACCACUGCUUCUCCAUCAAGGGUCAGGGCACCGUGAUGACUGGAACCAUCCUUUCAGGCACUAUUAGCCUCGGGGACAGUGUGGAGAUCCCUGCCCUCAAGGUGGUGAAGAAAGUGAAGUCCAUGCAGAUGUUCCACACACCCGUCACCUCGGCCAUGCAAGGAGAUCGACUGGGCAUCUGUGUCACCCAGUUUGACCCCAAGCUGCUGGAACGUGGGCUGGUGUGUGCACCUGAGUCUCUGCACACCAUUCACGCAGCCCUCAUCUCUGUGGAAAAGAUCCCUUACUUUCGGGGGCCCCUGCAGACUAAAGCCAAGUUCCAUAUCACAGUGGGCCAUGAGACAGUCAUGGGUCGCAUGCUGUUCUUUAGCCCUGCUCCCGACAGUUUUGACCUGGAGCCCAAACUUGAUUUCUUCGACCUCUCCCGAGAAUACCUCUUUCAAGAGCAGUAUCUGUGCAAAGACUCCAUGCCCACAGCCACAGAAGGUGGUGAUGAGGUGGACAUGAAAGCGGGCCACACCCCAGGGGGCCAGUGCCCCAGGCAACAAUGGGCCCUAGUGGAGUUUGAGAAGCCAGUUACCUGCCCCCGACUAUGCUUGGUGAUUGGCUCCAGGUUGGAUGCUGACAUUCAUACCAACACAUGCCGGCUGGCCUUCCAUGGUGUCUUGCUACAAGGACUGGAAGAUAAGAACUACACAGAAAGCUUCCUGCCAGCACUGAGGGUAUACAAGCUGAAACACAAACAUGGUCUUGUAGAGCGGGUAAUGGAUGACUACAGUGUGAUUGGACGCUCCCUGUUCAAAAAGGAGACCAACAUCCAGCUCUUUGUGGGGCUUAAGGUGCAGCUGUCCACAGGGGAGCAGGGCGUCAUCGACAGUGCCUUCGGCCAGAGUGGCAAGUUCAAGAUCCACAUUCCUGGUGGCCUCAGCCCUGAGUCUAAGAAGAUCCUGACGCCUACACUCAAGAAGCGGAACCGAGCUGGCCGUGGGGAGACCACUAAGCAAGAGGAGGGCACCGAACGGCCAGAGCCCAUGCAGCCUGUGACACUCAGUCUGUCUUUCAAGCGCUAUGUCUUUGACACCCAGAAGCGCAUGGUACAGACUCCCUAAGUGAACCAGCCCCCAGGGCCUCCUGCCCAGCUGCAAGCCAGACUACAGUGCCAGAUCUCCCCCGACAUGCCUCAAUCUCCCCAAUCCUGUGGGCAGCCCCACUGAGAAAACCUGCCAUCCCUUCACCCACCUGGGAUAACAGCUAGGUCCAGUUAGGAAAGGGCCUUAGCAGAGCCAGCAGCCUGGGCCCCACAGGCUUCCCCAGUUAGGGUGUCUGCAGCCCUACCCCAAGUAGCUGGCACCCUGCAACUGGAAAUAAACAUCCCAUAUGUGACCUA
Alexandromys fortis (reed vole) is the source of this 2077-nucleotide messenger RNA. It is a transcript of the gene Eefsec, whose product is annotated as eukaryotic elongation factor, selenocysteine-tRNA specific. The transcript is spliced from 7 exons. The record is from RefSeq and is a predicted model, not a curated record. The coding region runs from base 48 to 1799 and encodes 583 amino acids. Gene Ontology annotation, biological process: selenocysteine incorporation. Gene Ontology annotation, molecular function: GTPase activity; translation elongation factor activity; GTP binding. Lineage: Eukaryota; Metazoa; Chordata; Mammalia; Rodentia; Cricetidae.